AUGGCUCAAGGAGAUUCUCACUGUCCAGUUGAGUUGGACGGAUUGUACGACCGGAAUAGAUCUGGAUCUACCAUUUGCUUGCCAUCAACGGCUCAAUCACCAUUGAAGCACGUUUCAACUUAUAACCCUAAGGCGGGCCACAAGGAUCUUGAGAAGUCUAACCAGGAUCCUUUCUACCUCGAGCAAGCUUUGGCGCCGACGCCAACUUGGGAUUCCUAUACACCAGAAAUUCGCAAUGAUAGUUUCAGUGACGACAGCAACCAAUACUAUCUCCCUUCUUUGAACAAGAAGGACACACUGUUUCAUCAGCAGACAUUGCCAUACGCUGACCGCAAUCGCCCAUGUACACUUGCGGAGCUGGAACUUGAGAAUAGUUUACGCUUCCAUCGCUACACUCCAUCUCAAGAGGAACAUUGGCCUCUGCACUGCAGCCAAAAUUCAUUCAGCUCGGUUCAAUCUGAUAGUACAGUGCCAGAUUUGACACCUAGUAGCUCUUUCUCAUCAAAACAUUCCUAUUAUUCCCCAUCUUGUCCCAACGCUGUUCUCCAAGCAACUGAGAAGCUAUACUAUCACGCACGCCAGGAUCAGAUUGAACCUCGCCGUGCUUUUUUGGCUGCUUUGACACCGGCCAUUCGCCCUAUCACGACCGCUGAGCGAUUCAAUAACUUUACAUUCAACCUCGCAAUGAAGUACGAUUCUUCCAGCAUGUCCUCAAGGAGGAAGCAGCAUCCUACUUUGCCCGACCUGGCUCGUUCACCAAGCUCUCACAGCCCCCGAAGAAAACACUCUAGCCAGAGUACCCGCCCACCCUUGGAUCCGUCCAUGAUAUCUCCUCCCUGUUUGAUUAACCCUGUUACGAUGGAGCCGCACGCCACCCACUUCGAUCAAGCACUAUUCAUACCUGCCAAUGACUUCGCUAGUCCUAUUCCUAGUCCUGUUGCUAGUUCUCCCCCAAUCUCUCGUCAGUGGACAGCCAUAUCCAUGGAAAGGCCAUCUAUGUCCACAAUCGACGUGUACUGUGAACAGUCUGUUUGGGAAUCAGACUCAGACAGCGAGUCCAUUGGCCCCAAAUCCAUUUCACGCAAACCUAUCGAUACCCUUCGAAAGGUCCGAAGUCGAGCCAAGCUCCGUGCGGCCAAGUCCCAGCCAAAGCUUCGCCACUCUCACGAUACCCAAAUCUCUGAAAGGUUCCCAUGUACGCCUGAAGAUGGCAUGGGUGAGUCCGUGGACGAACUCCGUGGUUCGAGCUUUGAUCGGUCUUUCUUGAGCCGACCAAGUACUAGCCGUGAUGGCCAAACACACCCUCUACAGACUCUUCGCCUGGUUGCCCCUUCAAACACCUCCCUCCAAAAACCUCUCACUCGCAAAAACAGCAUCAUCAACGAGUCCGAUCUAGACCAGACCGCUGCAGCCGCCCUCCAGGCCAAAUCAAGACGUCGGCAACUAUCCGACUCUCCCGAGUACUGUAAUUCCGACAAGGAACGUCUCACAUCCCUCUGUUACGAGGAGACUUGUUCUAAUAUCACCACUCCUGAACCUGUCUCAGAGCGACCCUUCUUCCGCCGUCUAUUGGAAUCACUCAGAUUUUUGAACUGCGCCAGACCACCAAACAAGUCCAGCAGCGUCACCACUCUCUAA
Messenger RNA from Penicillium taxi, 1638 nucleotides. RefSeq lists its product as uncharacterized. The coding region runs from base 1 to 1638 and encodes 545 amino acids. The record is from RefSeq and is a predicted model, not a curated record. Lineage: Eukaryota; Fungi; Ascomycota; Eurotiomycetes; Eurotiales; Aspergillaceae. The transcript has 2 exons.